This is a messenger RNA of Olea europaea var. sylvestris, 1603 nucleotides long. Its product is annotated as myb family transcription factor PHL13-like. The record is from RefSeq and is a predicted model, not a curated record. The transcript is spliced from 6 exons. Gene Ontology annotation, molecular function: DNA binding; DNA-binding transcription factor activity. Lineage: Eukaryota; Viridiplantae; Streptophyta; Magnoliopsida; Lamiales; Oleaceae. The coding region runs from base 485 to 1405 and encodes 306 amino acids.
UCUAGAGAGAGAAAGGGAAAAAGAGUCAAAGCAGCUGCAGGAAUGGCUCGGCGUAGCAGUUGGUAUUUGUAAUGGUAAUCAUUCGGGUUUACAGGUGAAGAUUAGAAGCUCGUGACCAGAAUUUUUUCUUUUGCAGCAUUACAAAUAAGAAUCACAAUGCUACCCUUAGCUAUAUCAUCAGUAUCCUUCUCGAGGAAUUUGCAGACACCAUCUUCUUCACCUUCGUCUCUCUCUCUCUUCCUCUUUUUUUCUUGUCUUCAUAGCCUCUAUAUGCUGGAGCUAUAAAACCUCAGCAUUUUUAACGGGUUUUGCCUAAAAAGGGAAUUCUUUUCAAAGCUGAAUAUGAUAGAGUUCUUGUUCUCGUUGAAGUUCUCUAUAGAAAGAGUCUCUCUUUUACCCUUUCUGUGGUAAAAGUCCUUUAUUUUGAGAGGAUCCUUUGGGAUUUUAUUUUAUUUUUCUGUGUUUCUGUGAGGAAGAUUGAAGAAUGGGUAGUUGUGCGAGGAACAGUGGGGUUAGGCAAUAUAUAAGAUCAAAGGUGCCUAGAUUAAGAUGGACUCCUGAUCUUCAUCACUGUUUUGUUCAUGCCAUAGAGAGGCUUGGAGGCCAGGACAAGGCAACUCCAAAGCUUGUUCUCCAGUUGAUGGAUGUUAGAGGACUCACCAUUUCUCAUGUCAAAAGUCAUCUUCAGAUGUACAGAGGCAUGAAGUCUGAUGUGAUGAGCAAACAAGAUAGAAGCAGCAGUACACAGCAAAAGAAAAAGUUGCUUGAAGAAGAUCAUCAAGAAGGAUGUGUUGAACAAGAAAUUCCAAUGGAAAGAUCAGAUCCACAGCAGUUCAUUUACUCUCCUCUACCUGUAAAAAGAGCUCGAAUCGAGAAGAUUAAUUCUGUCUCAGAGAAGCAAAGAAUACGUGAGUCAGUUGCAAAUCCGUACUGUGAUGAUGAUUAUAACAUGCAGACUAGGGCCGAGAAAAGUGACAAUGAAGAGAGAAAAUUCAAAUGGCAGAUUCAAGAAACACCUCAAAUCUGCACUGCUACUCCAUUCUCUAUGCUACAGCAAGAUUUCUUACACACCACCCUCAAACCUUAUUCCCUUGCAGGUUCACUAGUAGAAUCUGAGUUUUUCAAGGUGGUUCCGAAUCAAGAGAAGGAAAAAUGUGAAUCAUUUGUGCAAAGGAAACUCGAGAGCUUAAGCCAUAUUCACAAUGCAGCUGAUGAAAUUGAGGGUUGUGAAUUGUCAUUGUCCCUCUCAUUGCAGAGAAGUAAUGGUUUUUCCACUAGCGAAAUCGUCAGUGAGGCAAUAUCGUCGACCUACACCAGAAGGUCUAACAUUAAUCAGCACUCGGCUUCUUCUUCGCAAAAUCAUAAUGUUAAUCUAGACCUCUCUAUUGCUCUCUGUGGUUCUUGAUUUUGCAGUCGAAGAAUUUGUAUUUGGCUCGUAUUUUGGAUAUCAUAUUUCGGUCUACUAUAAUUGGUUCUGUACACAAUGUUUAAGUUAGUCUAGAUAUCCUUGCAUGGUCUUAGUUAAAUGUUUGAUUACCAACUAUUUUGGUUGGGUGGUUUACUAAAUAUUAGUUUUCCUUAAAAAGUAGGUUUGGGUACUGAC